AUGGAUAAAAAAAAUAAUGUUUCAGUCGUUCCUCGAAUAGACCCAUUCAGUUUUGGAGAUCCCAUAUACGAUGGGCAGUCAGCACAAGUAACAUGUUUUGUUUCGGAAGGUGAUUUGCCAUUAAACGUAUUUUGGACAUUUCAUGACACUGAAACUUUACUACUUCGGGGUGGUAUUAACAUUAAUAAAAUGGGGAGCAAAGUUUCCAUGCUUUACAUUGAAACAGCUGCUUCCUAUCAUGCUGGAAACUAUACAUGUAUUGCCACCAAUCGAGCUGGUCGAGCUAACUACACUGCCACAUUAAAAGUUCACGGUAAAAUGACUACUCACUGAUUUGAAAGACGAAAUCCUAUUUAGGAUGUGCCUGUUAAUUGUAGAAUUUUGCUCAAUAUUAUUUUUACCGCAGUUCUGAAAUAUAUAAAUUGUAUUAUUUAUUUCCAUACAAUAAUAGUGCAAUAUAUUUUCAAAUAUAAACACAAAUACACAUAACAUAUGAUAUAAUAUAUUCCUCAAUUGUUUUGAGUAAUUCUCUGUUAAAUAGACUUUCAUUAUAUUCGUAUAUUACUGAUUCAUGGAUGUCUUUAAAAUCUAUAGUACCUAUGUGCAUUUUAUAUUCUUUAACGGUUUUCUGUGUUACAGUAAAGCCGGAAGUUGAACCGUUUUCAAUAACUGAUAAUACAUUAAAUGAAGGGGGAUCGACGAAAAUUUUGUGUACCGUAUCAUCGGGUGAUAUGCCGAUUCACUUCGAAUGGACCAAGAAUGGUCAUUUGAUGAAUGCUAACAAAAACAAUCUCAAAGUACAACAAUUGGACGAACUGACUUCGAUAUUUUCCUUGACUAGGGUGUCGCUAGAAGAUGCUGGAAACUAUAGCUGCAUUGCAAAAAAUGAAGCUGGUUCUGCUUCACAUACUGCUUUUUUGAAAGUCAUGGGUAAAAUAUUUCCAGACAUUUUCAUAAAUUAUAUAUUUUCUUUUGGCUUUUGGUUAGAUCGAACUGUUAGUUUUCAAAAAUAAAUACCUAAUGGCUAAUUUUCAAUUUUCGUCAAUUUUUAUUUUUAAAUUAGUUAUUGAUUUACCGGGUGUCUUAAUCGAAUUUCGUACCUACCAACUAAAAUGUGCCUAUUUUCAAUUAUAUAUUUCUCUGUGCCCAUUUUGUCUUGAAGAUAUAUCAAAAACGUAUGAUAAUAUAAAUAAAUAAUAUCUAAAAUGGAUUAAAAUUAGCAUUAUUUAAAUUAAAAAAUUACUUUUUUCCUAAACUGAUUCCAAUUUUUAUUCUAUCCUAUACAUAUUCCUUUCUGUUGCUUAGUUAUUUUGCCGCUUUAAAUAUUAUUGCAUGUAACUAAUUUAAAAUGUACAGUUGUAUUGUUAUUACUUACUUAUUAAUGUAUUUCAUUUUAUUAAAUGCUAUUAUUUAUUGACAAAAGUUAAUACUUUUUAUAGAUAUUUUUAAAAAUAAUUAUAAAUGUGUAGACCUUAAAUUAAAAUUACGUUAUAUUUAUCUAAUUAAAUCAUGUAAUGUAAACAUUUAUUAAUUUUUAUUAUAGGAACUAUUUUUGUAUUCAAAUUUUAAUUUUAAUUGUACUAUAUCUAUACUUGAGCCGUGGCCUGUUUUGUAAUAAAAAUACAAAAUAAAUAAAAUUGUGCAAAAUGAACAUUUUUAAUAUUGUCUUAAAAUUUGUCUACACUUUAUUAUUAUUUACUGCUGUAAUACUCAGUUUGCACGGAGUCGCACGUUUCGGCAUGGUCAUUUUGGCGUGGCCGUUUCGGGGUAAAUUAUAUCGACGUGAAAUAUAAUUUGUAUAAGUUUUCUAUUUUACACAUUAUUCCCAUUUACUUCAAUCGAAUAAAUAUAUAUAUACUUAAACAAUACCACACAAAAAAUAAAUCUAUUUUUCAACAUUUUAAAAAUAUUCAACAUUAACGACUCUUGAACAUAGCAUUGCGAUCAAGACGAGGACAAUUAAUUGGUAAUUAAAAUAAUGAAUAAACAUGAUCAACAAUUUUUUUUAGAAAUAUUAACGUACUCCAACUAAUUACUCUGCACGGAUUAGGUUGAGUUCAGUCGUUGUAAGAGUCGUUAAUUUUUUUAAGUCUCAUAAUACCCGUAUUUUAUUUUUCGAGCACUACUAGUCAGUGACUAUGAAAAUCGAAAAAUUAUCAACUUUUUAAAAGAUGUUUAGAGCUCAUAAUUUAAGUAUAAUAAAAUGAUUUUGUUAAUUUUAUGUAAUUUUAAUUCAUCCCAAUCGCCAUAAUAUUAUUAUAUCACUAUAAAUAAUAUUUUUCAAAUUUUCAAAUGUUUAUAAAUGAUAAUACUAUAUUAUAUUACAUUAUUUGAAAUUAUUAUAAUGUAACUUUCUCUACAUUUAUAUCUUUUUCGUAUGAUAUUUUUUGUAUUAUUUUACAAGGUACUUAUAUUAAACUAAUAGUAAAUGGUAAUAACGAGUAAAAUAGUAACAAUUUUAAAAAAGUAUAUAUCACCCAGAAAUGGACUUCACACCGUAAUGACUUCACGCCAUAAUGUCCUAGACUGCAGUUUGUAAUAUCAUUUUAUAAAGUAUAUAAUAUCAUAUUUUUUUGCUUUUUAUUUUUUUCACACGCUUGUUUUCGCACCAAAAAUGAAGUUAAUCUGUGUGAUGAAUUUGAAGCCCAUUAAAAUUAAUAAUGCGUCACGAAAUAAAAUUGUUAAUAUUUAAUUAUACUUAUAAAUAUACAUUAAUAUUGUAUAAUACUUAAUGUGUGCAUCUUUAAUUUCAUCACCAGAAAAACUUAAUUUUGUUAAAUAUUAUCUUAAGUAAAGUAGCAAGAGAUCUAAAGUUUUCAAACUGAUUUUAACAUUAAUACAAAUUUCAAAAAUUAAUUUAUAAUAUUUGUUUACAUCUAUAAAUAUCUUAUUAAUUGGUUCAUUGUAACAUAAUAUUAUUUUAGAUUUAUAUAAUAUAAGAAUCGAAUAAUGAUCAAAUCUGAAUAGAAUCUCUUGCUGCUUCAUUUUUUUAAACGAGUAAAUUCACAAAGUACAUUAGGUAUAUUUUUUUAAUUAGUUCCUCCAAGAUGGAUACUUGAACCUACUGAUAAAGCGUUCGCACAAGGAGGUGAUGCAAAAAUUGAAUGCAAAGCAGAUGGAUUCCCUAAACCUCAAGUUACAUGGAAAAAAGCUAUUGGUUAGUAUUAUUUUAUCAUUAGUAAUGAAGUACACAUAAAAAAAUAAUUAGUGAUAUUUUAAAAAUAAAACCCAGAAAACCACUCUUUAAUAUAUUUGAUUUUAAAGGUAAUUCUCCUGGAGAUUACAAGGAUAUUAAAGAUUUGAAACCGGGCAGUGAUGACAUUAAGAUUGACGAAGGGACAUUGUCUAUCCAUAAUAUUCAAAAAAAUCACGAAGGUCAUUAUUUGUGUGAAGCUGUCAAUGGAAUUGGUUCUGGAUUGUCUGCUGUGAUCACCAUCAGUGUGCAAGGUGAGUUACAUAGUUAUUCUGUAAAACCAAUAGUAAAUAUUUAUUUACAAAUGUCCAUUUAAUUUUAGCUCCACCUCAUUUUGAAAUUAAAGCAAGAAAUCAAACUUCCGAAAAAGGCCAACCCUCUGUUUUGGAAUGUAUGGCUAAAGGAGAAAAACCUAUUGGAAUUGUUUGGAACAUGAAUAAUAAACGCCUAGAUUCCAAAGAAGAAGAAAGGUAUUAUUUAAUACCUUUAUAAAUGCAUUAUGCAUUAAUACCUAUACCUAUAUUAUUAUAAUGUAUCUAUAAUAAUAAAUAGGUACUAUUGCUUACCGUAAAAAUGGGCGAGUAGAAUCAAUUUUUAGAAAUAUCUGUUCAAUAACUAGAAAUUAUAUACUUAUUAUAAAUUACGAUUGUAAAAAACAGGUGGGGUAUAAGGUACAAUCAAAUAGUACAGAUUAUGUGAGUUCGCGACACUCACGCCGAAAAGGUGCGUGUCACAAUAAGGUAGCGGUUAUCUAUUAUUGCCCGGUAUUUUAUAAUUAUAGAUAGGUACUAGACAAAAAUAAAUUUAGUAACUCCGAUAUCAUAUCAAUUCUUAAUUAUACAACAAUUAUUUUUUAUAUUGUUACAUAAACGUAGAACGUUUAUUUUAGAUUCUGAGUGGAGCGAAAAAGUUUAUAGUUUUACAAAGAUGUUUAUAUUUUUUUUCAUUUUUCUACAAUUUUCGCAACUUUUCUAUCAGAAUACUUGCUCGGAUUUCUACGUGUAGCACCUUUUCUGGAAAUCGGCGUGGUGAGGUAUCUUAAGUCAUUUUCCGAUUUUUUCAAGAGUUUUCUCAUAAAAUGCGAAAAACCAGAAAAAAACGGGAAAAUUUACAAAAUGUAAUAAAUAUAAUCUUACGAUUUUUUUUUCUGUGGACAACGUUUCUAACAGUAAUUUUACUCCAACUUUUAAUGAUAGCAAUGUUUCUAAAGAGAAAUUUCACUAGGGAGGUACUUUAGAGAGGUCAUUUUUUGAUUUUCCCAAGAAUUUUCCCAGAAAAUGUAAAAAACCGGGAAACAACAUGGGAAAACAGUAGAAAAACUGGAAAAUUGGUACAACAUUAAACAAAUUGUAUUAAAGAAAGUAUAUAAAGCCUAUUUAAUUAUUUUAUUAAACAAAUUACAUAUAUAUAUAUAUUGUUGAAAAAACAUCACUAUCAACUAAACUGGGCUCAGAAUCGUUUUGUCGUAAGCAAUGGUUUAUGAUUGCUUACAGAUAUACAUUAAAUUACCGUCUAUAUUCUACCAUCCCAACCUCCCACCUACACCAGUGGCUGCACCCGUCCAAAUUAUCUUACCUUUCUUUUUUUAUUUCUUUUUUUAUUGAGAUGACGUCACCCCAGCUAUUUGUUGGAACUUGUUUUGUCCCCCCCCCCCCGGUAAGCAGAUUUUUAUUUUUUAAGCUAAUUUGUAUUAUUUAACAGAUGUUUGUUUUUUUUAUUCGAUGCUCAAUACUCAAUAUUUGUAUCAAUUCCCCUCCCCCCCACUAUAAUUAUAUAGACUGACGGUUUUAGGUAUGCUCUCCGCGAAUCGGCGCAACGACACCCUACCCGACCAAGAAACCUUUUACACUAUUAUUCAAAAUUUAAUGUGUAAGGACCAACUAUAGGCAACCACUACAUUUAUUUGGCCUUUUGUCUGCGGAAUGUUAUCACUGAGUAUCACACUCGCAUACCUGAAUAAUUAUAAUGUGAAAAAUUAUCAACUAUCUUCAUUCAGUCAUUCAUAUUUAAUUCGUCGUUUAUUAUUUAUAAAAUGUUUAACAUUUUGAAUUUAGGGUAAAGGGCAGUUGUUCAUUAUAUGGACAAUUAUAUGAAUAAAUAAUAUCGAACCGAAAGCGUAAUUUCUAUAAAUUUUAAAUGUAUAUUUGAAUACUAAACUAUAGGUACAGAAUGAUUCAUUAAACGUGCUCACUCUGUAUACUAUAUUUAAUUGUAAUAGUGCUUUGUCUGGAACUUUAAGCUCCAAACAAAACGAGCGAUGAAAUUUAUCGAAAAUUAAGCCGAUUUGAUAUACAAAUCCACGUUGGGUAAUCACUAAUAUUUUAUUUCGUUUUCGAAAACAGUUCUUGUCAUAUUUCGUGUUAGUGCUAUUGAAUUUUUGGUGUAUAAAAACAUGCAAAAUUUUUUUUUUUAUUAGUUUAAAAUAAAUAUAAAUUUGUUGUCUAGUUGUCUAGUUUAUCAGACAUCCUUUAUUUUGCAAUUUUUUUUUAAAUACGUGUUUUAAGACGCUGAUUUCGGAACUUUUCAUUAUUAAAUUAUAUAUAAUAAUAAUUAUAAUAAUUUAUAAUUAAAUCAUUAUUAAAGAAGUUAUGGAAGUUUGAAGUUCUUUGUACUUAUAAGCAUGAUUGGUGUACCAAGAGACCUAGCAGGGUCACUCGUUUGGUCGAGGGUAUCUAACCCUCAAUUAUAUUUUAAGCUACCUAUUUGAAAUAUUUUUGGUUUUAUAUGGAUAAACAAUUUUUAAAAUAGAAUAAAUGCUCAUAAAUUUGGUACAAAGUUCCUCAUUAUUCGAUUGACUGAAAUUUUAAAAUCUGUUCAUAUUUACACUAAAAUUGAGUUUAAUAGCAAUGAAAAAUAGGUACAUGUUUGUUUCUUUUCACCCUCAAUUACUGGUUAUUAGAAACGUCACACAUUAUGUAAAUAGGUACCUACCAUACUAUAUUAUAAUAUAUUUAUAGUAUAAUAGUAAGUAAUAGUAGGUAAGUUUUCAUUGAAAUAUAUAAAGUAUAUACCUAAUACUUAAUAAUCUUUUCUACUUAGAUACACAAUACGAGAAGAAAUAUUAACAGAUGGAGUUAAAUCUGACCUAAGCAUCAAAAGAUCUGAACGAAUUGAUACUGCUGUAUUUACAUGUGUUGCUACUAAUUCAUUUGGAAGUGAUGAUUCAAGUAUUCAACUUAUUGUUCAAGGUGUGUGUUAAAUAUUAUUUUUACUUAAUACCUUUAAUGUACCUAGGUACCUAUCUACUAAGCAUAAACUUUUGUAAUAAACUUCUGUUGAAUUAAAUAUUUCAGAGGUUCCUGAGAUUCCAUUUGGUUUAAAAGUAUUGGAUAAAUCUGGACGUACGGUACAAUUAUCCUGGUUAGCUCCGUACGAUGGAAAUUCACCAAUCACCCGCUACAUUGUUGAAUAUAAAUUAUUGAAAGGUAUAAGUGUAAAAUUAAAAAAAAAAAAAUUGCAGUAAUUUAAAUAAUUUUUGUAUUAUUCGAUCAAAGGCACAUGGGACACUGAUGUUGAAAAAGUGGAAAUUACCGGGGAUAAAAUUGAAAUGAGUGUAGUAAAUCUUCAUCCAGCUACUACAUACCAUUUUAGAAUUGUUGCCGAGAAUGGAGUAGGACUUUCUAAACCUUCUGAUCCAGUUACCAUAAUUACUUCAGAAGAAGGUAAAAUAUUAAUAAUGUUAUAAAUUUGAUGGGAUUAUAAUUAAUAUAAUUAUUCAUUUGUAUAUAGCACCAAGUGGAAAACCAACAAACAUUCAUGUUGAACCUGUUGAUGAAAAUACAUUAAAAGUCAUGUGGAAAGCUCCAGAGCGCAGUGAUUGGAAUGGUGAAAUCCAAGGAUAUUAUGUUGGUUACAAACAAUCAUCGUUAGUUGAUAACAAAUUUGUUUUUGAAACUGUUGAAUUCAGCAAAGAAGAAGGAAAAGAACAUUAUUUGGAAAUAUUUAAUCUAAAGUAAGUUAUAGUAAUAGAAUGAAAAUGUAUCUACACAUCAACUUUCCCAUCAAACCAUAAAAUUAAGUUUCUAAAUAAUGCAAAAUUCCUAUUUAUUUUAAAUUGUAUUCAAAGUUUUUGAUUUUUUUAUUAAUUUGACUUUAAAAAUCAAGUUUUGUUACUUCACAAUUUAUUACCUUAUUUAAAAUUAUUCUAGUUAUUUCAAAAAAAUUUUUUACCCAUCUAAUUUGUUUAAUUUAAAACAAUAUUUUAAAGUUAAUACACACUGUUAAAUAAUAAUAAUAAUAAUAAUAAUAAGUUUAAUCUACAAAACAUCCAUUUCAACUUAAAUUCUUUGACUAUAUAUUUUUUAUACAUUUCAUUUGUUUAAUACAUUAAAUUAUUUACUUUAAGAUUAUUUAAAAUACUGUAAUAUAAUUUCAUUGUGUUUUAUUUAGAACAUAUACUCAAUACACAAUAGUAGUACAGGCCUUCAACAAAUUAGGAGCUGGACCAAUGUCAGAUGAAAUGAAACAGUUCACUUCUGAAGGUGUGCCAGAACAACCACCUCAUGACACAACUUGUACUACUUUAACGUCUCAAACUAUUAGAAUUUCUUGGGUCUCGCCGCCCCUAAAUACUGCCAAUGGAGUCAUAAAAGGUUAUAAAGUAAUAUACGGUCCUAGCGAUUCUUGGUUUAGUAAGUAACAUUUUUAUUUUUAUUUUUUAAUACAGUGUGUUCCACCAUGUUUUGACAGAUUUUUCUAGAGCUGUUAAUAUUAAAUAUUUUUCAAUUUUUAUUUUUCUUUAAUCAGUUUGUCUCAAGAGAGGGUCAGCAAUUUGUAAAAAUAUUACAUUUUUAUUUCCACCACCUAAAUACCAAAAAAAAUAACUUACAAAAUGUUCAAAAUAACCAUUUUAUAAAAGAUAUUAUUCUAUCAUACAUUUAUAUCCAAUAAAUAGUUUCAUUUUUAGCUUAGUAAUAGCAAUUUUAAUUACUAGAAAUUAAGUGUGAAAACAAUUAAUAUUCAAUAAUAAUCCUAAUCGCCUCACGAUAAUUCCUUAUCAUAACAGUAAUUAAAAACUUGAAAAAUAUUUAAUAUCAACAGCUCUAGAAAAAUCUGUAGAACAUGGCUGGACACACUGAAUAUUAUAGACUGGAUGUAAAGAAAUUAUUUUAUUUUUAACUAUAGAUGAAAGUACAAAAGAUACAAAGAUUACAGUUUCGAGCGAAACUAUUUUGCAUGGUCUCAAGAAAUUUACAAAUUACAGUAUGGAAGUAUUGGCUUUUACUGCAGGUGGUGAUGGUGUCCGCGCACCUAGAAUUUAUUGUCAAACCGAACAAGAUGGUAUAAAUUUAUACAAACAUUUUUGCAUUUAUAAUAAUUUUUAAUCAAUCUAUUAUCUUUAGUGCCAGAAGCACCAGCAGCACUUAAAGCUUUGGUUAUGUCUACUGAAUCAGUUUUGGUUAGUUGGAAACCACCUGCCGAGCCUAAUGGAGAAAUCAUUCAUUACAUGGUCUACAUUAAACCAACUGGUGAUAAUAAAGAUGUAUGUAUAUUAUUUACAAAUUAUGUGUUAAAUGUUAUUAUAGCUGUUUUAUUUUAUUUAUAUUACCAAUAAGACAUUUAAAUAGUUCAUGUCAAGAAAUAUAUAUAUAUUUAUAUACAGGUGAUUUAAAAUGUAUGUUAAAGCUAUUUGAUCAUGUAAAUAUUCAAAAUAGAGACAAAUCUAUAAUACAAUAGUUUUUCAAUUUCUAAAUAUUUAAAAUAAUUUGUAUAUAUAUAUAUAUAUAUAUAUAUUUUUUUUUAUUGUCUUUCUUUGGCAUGUGAUUUGUGGGUCAACUUUUGAAAUGCAAAUGAGCAUAUUUAAAAUUCCAUAAAAAGAUGAAGUGUUAAUUUAAAUACAUUUUGGUGUUGAAAUUUUCAAUAUCCGUCUAUCCUCUGAUGAGAUAUUACACUUUUUAGUUUAGGUAGGGGGAGAGUAAUGGAACACUAUGCACUUGUGUGGUGGCAAAAAUUUAAGCACCAAAUUUAUUUAAACUUACACUCCAUCUAUUAUUGAGUUUUUAAUACAGGUUCCCUUUUAAAUUUCAAAAGAGACAAUGAAAACAAAAAUGUAAAAAUUAUUUAAGAUGUUUUUAAAUGGAAAAAAAUGUUGUAUUAUAUAUAUUUUGCUAUUUUGAAUAUUUACAUGAUAAAAUGGCUGUAACAUAAAUUUUGAUUAAACGUAUAUAUUCAACUUACACAAAUGUAUUAAAUUCAUUUUGAGUUUUAGAAAGAACCAUUGGGACAUAAAGUCGCUCCUAGUCAAAUGAGUUAUGAAGCAUCUGGUCUUAUUAAACAAGAUCCUUAUGAAUUUUGGGUUACAGCAUCUACUAAUAUUGGCGAAGGACAACCUACUAAAUCAAUUGUUAUUGCACCUAGUACUCGAGGUACCUAUUUAUUAAUGGCUACAUUUGAUUACUUAAAAUAAAUAUUUGUACCGAUUUAUUUUAAGUUCCUGCUAUGAUCGCAUCUUUUGACGACUCUUUUGUUGCAACAUACCGUGAAGAUGUAAAACUUCCAUGUUUAACUGUUGGUGUACCAGCUCCAGAGAUUUCAUGGAAAGUUAAAGGUGCACCCCUCGAGAGCAAUGAUCGUAUUCGUCAGUUACCUGAAGGUUCUUUAUUAAUUAGAUCGGUGACUAGAACUGAUGCUGGAGAAUAUUCUUGUUUUGUGGGAAAUUCAUUUGGAAAAGAUAAAAUCACGCAUCACAUUGUUGUUUUAGGUACUUUAUAAAUUGUGUAUUUUAAAAAUGUUUAUUCUAUAGCCUUUACGUUAAACACUUUUUUUUUUUAGCACCACCUCAUAAACCUCAAGUUACUGUUGAAGAAACAACAUCCAAUACAAUUACAUUGUCUUUAAAACCUCAUGAAGCUGAUAGAGAACCAAUUCACGGAUAUACAAUUAAAUACAAACCUGAAUUUGGUGAUUGGCAAACUGCACAAGUGGCUGCUAAAACUGUAAAAUUCACAUUAGAAAACUUGUGGUGUGGUUCGCGUUAUCAGAUAGCAGUAACUGCUUACAACUUGUAAGAAUAAUUUUUAGUGAAAAUUUUAGAUUUAACAACUUAAAUAUAUUUUAGAAUUGGUACGGGUGAUGAAUCAGAUUUAUUAAAUACAAAAACUACUGGUUCAAAACCAAAAAUUCCAGAAGCCAGUAAAUUUAUUGAAGUAUCAGCAACAAGUGUAACUCUACAUUUAAAUGCUUGGUUGGAUGGUGGUUGUCCCAUGCUAUACUUUGUAGUAGAACAUAAAAAAAGGUAAUAAUUUAUCAAAUAUAAUUUUAAAUUGUUUACUUUUAAUUUAAUUUUUAUUGAGAUUAUAAUUAUUUUAGUAUAAAAUAAAUAAUAAUAACUAUGUAUACUUGGGUUGUAUUUAAGUACACAAUCAGAAUGGACUCAAGUUUCAAAUAAUGUAAGACCCGGUGGAAAUUUUGUUGUCCUUGAUUUGGAUCCUGCUUCGUGGUAUCAUUUAAGAGUAACAGCUCAUAAUAAUGCUGGAUUUUCAGUGGCUGAAUAUGAAUUUGCAUCAUUAACAUUAAGUGGAGGUAGGUGAUUUUUUAAUUUUUUUUAAAUUCAAUCUUUUUACCAAAACUGUUUGCUUAUGGGCGGUGGUUUAGUAGUACUUGGAACAUUUUUUUUUUUAUAUAUUAACAAAGAAUGUACUCAUUGUUCCAGGUACUAUAGCCCCAGCCCGUGAAGUUCACAAUAAUAGUUUUGGUUCAGCUACUGAUACUGCUAUCCGUAUCAUAUUGGCAAAUUUGAAUCUUGUUAUACCAGUUACAUCAGCUUUAUUAGUUAUAAUUGUGGCUAUAAUUUUCCUCUGUUACUUGAGAAAGAAAGGAGUUGAUAUCAAAGGUUAGUUUUUUAUUUUUUUUAAGGUACUAUUGCUCCCCCUGCACAAGAUGUGACUUCUAUUUAUACUUACUUACCAUGGAUACCAAAGUGGAUUGACCUUAAUGUAGUGGUGCCGACUACUGCAACAAUUGUAGUUAUUAUUGUUGGUAUAAUCGUGGUUUGUUUUGCUUGGUCUCGUAGAGUCCAUGAAAAUGGACAAACCAGAUUGCGAGGUACAUUAUAGUAACUAUAAUUACUACUAAAACACAGUAUUAAGUUCAUUUUAAUGGUAUACCAUAUUUGGUUGACGUAUACAAUUUCCUAUAACAAACCUUAAAAUAUUAGAUGUACAUAAUUCCAAUUUAUACAUAUCUAUUUUGAAUGCAAAAAAUUAAUUUAAUACUUCCUUAUUAUUAGAUGAUAUGACAGUUUACAAUCAAUCAAUGAUUAUGGGCGGUAAUACACUUGAUAAGAGACACACAGAUUUCAAUGACGAACUUGGUUAUAUUGCUCCACCUAAUCGCAAGCUUCCCCCUGUUCCUGGUUCCAAUUAUAAUACAUGUGACCGUAUCAAAAGAGGUAUUUAAUAUUUUAAAUAUUUUAGCAAAACAUAUUAUCGUCCAUGUUUGUUUUGUUUAAAUUAUUAUUUUUGCUUUUUUUGUAUAAUUUGAGUUAGCUCGAUUUUGUUUUUAUUUUGCAUUUUAACUAUUUUUCUUUUGUUCUCGUCGCAUUUAUCAAUUAGGUUUUCCCGGCCCUUACAAUGGUCAUGGUACAUGGAACCCUAGAGCCCGUCAUAUGUAUGAAGAACUAAAUGGUAGUAAUCCCAGGUGUAGGGGGCAUUUACCCCCAUGCCCAGGUUCAGACGAAACAAUGUACACCAGGUGUAGAGGUAAAAAAGAUGACAAAAGAACAAUCAACUAUUGCACGGCAGCUUUAUUAUUUAACAUCAGCAGUGUGAGAUUUUCAUUAACAAAACAAUUUAGAAUGGUGUGAAAGCUUAUUGAGCUAUAAAAUUAUAUAUUUGAGAGCUAAGUUUUUUUUGUAAAAAAAAUGAAGCUGUUAAUAAUUAAUAUUUUAUUAAUAUUAUUGGUGUAAGCACUAUAAGCAGUAGGUAUCUAUUGCGGUUGGUUUAAUAGCUUUAAAAUAAUUUCAACAUUUUAUGUAUGUAUAUAUAACAUUGUUUUUAAAUAGUUACAAGUUAUUAAAAAACAAUAAUUUGUUAGGUACCUACUAUUUUUAAAUAGGUUCUAACAUUUUAUAAACGGCUAAAUCAUCAUCUGAUAUUGUAUUAUUAUUAUGGUAAUUUGGGUAAUGAAUGAUUAUCAUAUUAUGUUUUAUGUAUUAUUACUAAAUAAAUACAUAUUAUCAUAUUAUGUGCCUUCUUUCACUGUCGCGGGUUGCUUGAUUUUAUUUUUUUAUUUUUCCAAUAUUGGUAUGAGAUGUCAGUUUUUGAUGCGAUUAUAAAAAUUGAAUAAUUUCAGGAAUCGAUGGUGAAGACAUAUGCCCAUAUGCUACAUUCCAUUUACUUGGUUUUCGUGAAGAAAUGGAUCCUUCAAAAAUGCCAUUCCAAACAUUCCCCCAUCCAAAUGGACAUUGUGGCACAAUGGGACCUGGAGGAACUGUAGCUAGUAAUGGUCUCAUGCACCAAUGCCCAGGAACACAAACAAUGGUAAAAUAAAAUAACUUUUUAAAUUCCAAAAUAAGGCCCAUUUCACGUUACCCAAUGUGUGGCUCUAUGUACUAAUUAUAUUUGUUGCCUGUUAGUAUAAUAAUAAUAUUUAAUUAAAUUUAUAUAUUUUAUUUUUAGCCUCGUAAUGGACGUUAUUCUCGUGUUGGUGCUGGAGCAAAUUCAAUGUUUUCCCCCGAAUAUGAUGAUCCUGCCAAUAUGGGUGAUGAUUAUGGUAGUCAGUAUGGUCAAUAUGGAGCUCCUUAUGAACAUUAUGAGAGCCGUGCUUCAAUGGCUGGACGUAGUAUUGGUAUAAAUUUAGAUGGAUAACUAAAUUCAUAAACACCAACUUUAUUAUUAUAUUAUUUCUUUAACUAUAAAUCUAUAAUUAACACAUAUUUAUAAAUUAGAUUUUUAUUUCAUUUUUGUUCAUAGUUCAAUAUUACAAAAUUACCCUACUAUUAUUAUUAUUUUUUGAUAAAAAUUCAGACAAAAUAAUAAACUGAAGUAUGGCUAAAGUUUUAAAAUAUAUUAACUUAGUGUUAUGUAUAUUUAAAUUUUAAAAUAUUAAAUUCUAGGAAGCCCGGAACCACCACCACCUCCACCUCGUAAUCACGAUCCAAAUGUAAGCAACACAAGUAAUGAAGCUAAUGACUCCAAAGACAGCAAUCAGAUUUCUGAAGCAGAAUGUGAUCAACAACCGCCUAAUCAGAACUAUGGUGGUAAGUAAAAUUUAAAUUAACUCAAGCACUUAGGUAUUAUAUUAUUUAUAACGCUUUUUUAGAAUGAUUGCCACAAUAUUUUAAUAGUUUUACAGACUUGUAAAAAAAAAAAAUUUUAAAACGUAUAUAGCUUUAUAAAACUCAAUGUAUUAUGAUGAACAUGCAAACUAUUAUUUGUAACAUCAUUUAUAAUAUUGUUUUAGAUUGUAUGAAUAUUAUAUUUGUACUUAUUUGCAUUAGUCAUUGGUAUUGAUUAUCUUAAUUGCAUUUUGUUUUAUUUUUACACUAUAUUAAAACUAGGCAAAUGGUUGCGGCCACAUCCCACUGCAAGAGGUAUUUUGGUAUGAAAGGUAAACAUAUUCAAUAUUACAAUAGGCUUAUGGUGAUUCAUUUAAACUAUUCUAAAACCAAUUUAACUCAAGUAUCUACAUAAUUUAUUAAUGAUUAAUUAACCAAUAUUUAUCUUGUCUAAUAUUGAUGGUACAUUUUGUGGAACUGUUUUUUUUUAACUUUACAAAUUCCAAAAUCUAAAUUAAUAAUCAUAUAAUAUCAUACAUUAUGUAUUGACAUCUCCUUAUUUAAUAUAAAUUGUAAUAUAGUAAAAAUCAUUUAAGACACUAAAGAAACCCAAUCAAUAGAAUAGAGUAUCAUCUUAAGCGGGUAAACAUCUUAUGUGUAAAUUGAAAAAAAACACAUAAUUAAAAUAUUCAGUUUCUUCCAAUAGUUAUUAUUAUUUGUAUUAUUAAAUAUAAUUAAACUUACAUACAUAACUUUGUCACUUUUCUGAUGUGCUUGGAAAAAGUAUAAAUUUGUUAAUAAGUACAUAUAAAUGGGUAGAUUUCUAUUUUUUACAUAUAAUUACUAUAAUUUAAUGUAAUCUAUUAAACAAGAGACCAUCUUAUCUGAUUAGCUAGAGAAAACCAAGUGUAUUAAUAGCUAGUUUUUAUAUUUAAGUAUAGGCAAUUUUUAGGGACUGGCAGAAGGUAGCAUCUUAUGCAGGAAUGUGUCUUAAGCGAGUUUUACUGUAUCCGUUUAAAAUAGUCUAAUAUAUCUGAUUCUUAACCAUAUUUUCUUAAUAUAAUAUAUAAAACAAAUGUUUUUUUUUUUUUAAAUAAAAUACAAUUUUACUUAUUAAUUUUUAUGUUUUUGUUUAUUUAACACAGUAUUUAAUUAUUGUAUUACCAUUGCCUUAUAUUCAAUGCAGUUGGGCACCAAUGUUUUAUUAGAAUCUAUAAUAGCAAUAUGCAUGAAAUAUUGAAAUUUAUCUAAUUGUUUUGAUUUUGUUUGCAUGCCAUUAAUAAUACACCAUAUUAACAAACACUUGCAAUACUUAAAGGUAAGGUUUUGUUUUAUACAAACACUACUAAGUAUUAACUAUAACUAAAAGAUAAUAAUAUUAUGUACAAUAUAUAAAUACUAACAAUUCCUCGACUAAACAUAACUCAUUUUAAAUUAUUAUAUUAGGUAGGUACGCUUUUUAAAUUAAUUUUUCUACGCAUUAAAACCUAAUCAUCGUUUUUGUUUCAUGUGCUUUUAUUAGAAUGGAACUAAUAACAUUUUAUGUAAAUAUUGUUUACACAAAUAACAAAAUAAUUAAAUUUUAAGAUAGACUUGUUCUCAACAGCAAAGGCAUAUUCAGCUUAUGAUGCUUCAACACAUUUCACUUUGCUUUGACAACCAUUUUAAAAUGUUCCAUCUAAAUAUAAAUGAAUAUGUCCCAUUAAUUUUGAUUUACAGCACAUCUGAAGGGAAAUACCAAGGACGGUAUGACCACAGAAGAACUUCGAAAACUCAUAGAAAGGUUAGUGGAAUAGGCCUACGCAAAUGUAUAACUUAACAUAAAACCUAAUUACCUAUAUAUUAUAUAUAAAUAUAAUCAUACUAAACAUAAAUUAUAAAACGUGAAAUUUAAAAAUAUAUAAGAUUGAUAUAAAAUAAAAUAUACUAAACAUUAUAAUUGGUUAACUAGUUGAUUACCUUAUUAGAUGAAACUUUUACAUGUUAAUUUAUUAUUUAAUUUUGUGUAUGUUUAAUGCAUUGGUCAAACUUAGGAAACCGUAAGUAUUAAUUUUCUGCUUAAAAAUAAACAGCUCUAAUAAAAAUAAAAAUAUUUAUAACACCAUAUUGUAUUUGCGAGUAAAUGUAGAAUUGUGUGAUGUGGUUUUUAUGUAGUACUUAUAUAUUUGUAAAAUUUAAAGAAAACAAUAUGGUAUUAUAUUUAAGAAAUAUCACCAUUUUAAAAAGCGAUUAAAAUUAACUUUUAUUGUACUCGUUGUUUAAAUAAUAAUUGUUGACUUGAAAUAAACUAGGUAUUCAUUUUUAACUAAUACAAUUAAUUUAUAUAGGAAUAAUAAAAUAAAUUUGUUGGUUUUCUUUUCUAGAAACGAAGCCGCAGCAGGACAACAACGCCUCCAAAGUGGAGGGCUCACAACCUACGAUACUGUGGCAGUGUAACCUCUAG
Messenger RNA from Cinara cedri, 15852 nucleotides. NCBI's taxonomy places the organism in Eukaryota, Metazoa, Arthropoda, Insecta, Hemiptera, Aphididae. The record is from the annotation of a GenBank genome assembly.